UGGUCGCUUUUGGUGACGUAUUUCUUCUGUGCCCGUCGUAACCGCCUCUUUUGGUCGGUUUGAUUACGCAUUUCUUCCGCGCCCCCUGUGAUGUACUGACCUUCUUCGGUGGCUGAUCACCAACUGCUCAUAUAUCCUUGCAGACAGAUAUGGGUGACAUAGAGAAGGGCAAGAAAGUGUUUGUGCAGAAGUGUGCACAAUGUCACACAGUAGAAAAGGGAGGGAAGCACAAAGUGGGCCCUAAUCUGUGGGGUCUAUUUGGCCGUAAGACUGGUCAGGCAGAUGGCUUCUCCUAUACAGAUGCCAACAAAACCAAAGGCAUCAUCUGGGGAGAAGAUACCCUGAUGGAGUAUUUGGAAAAUCCCAAGAAGUAUAUCCCAGGAACUAAAAUGAUCUUCGCAGGCAUUAAGAAGAAGGGAGAACGUGCCGACCUCAUUGCAUACUUAAAGUCUGCAACAUCCUAGGGCUCCUAUAGAUUUAUUUACCUCCAUGCAAUGCUUUACUCUAAUAGCAGUUUUAACAGUAAUAAAAGCCAAAAAAAAAUUCUGUUGUCUAGAGUGACUCAACUGACUAGCAUUCUAAAGAGCAGCCAUAGGGUGAAGAGGAUGUGUUUGCAAGUCAGUGUAAAAGGGGGGUUCACUGUAGGCACCUGGCUGCCAGAGGACUUUGUAUUUGCUGCCCUGUGACUGUCACUUAUCCAACCCAUCCCCUAGCCUAAUUGAUGAAAAGUAUCCACUGAUGCUGCUUGAUUAAAACAGGCCAUUUAUUAUGGCUAAAGCCAGACGCUUCUAAAACAAACUGAUUAGACAGCCAUGUGCGUGACCAAACACCCCCCCCCACACACACACACACACACACACACACACAUGCGCAGCCACCUGUACCCACACACACACAGACCAUCAACCAAAAGGUGUUCACAGGAGGUUUCUGUUGCCAAAGAUGUUUUGUGGGUCUAGAUGCUCCUUCACAGACCUCAGCAUCCCCAAACCUACUUUGGAGAUGGUCUCCUGCAUCCACUGUUUCCGGAGUUUUCCCACUGAAGGGGGGAGAGGGGAAAUCAAAUUUCACCAUUAGGAACAACUCCAAACCCCUGACCCUCUCUGCUACUUUCACUGCGACAAACAGUCAGACUAUCCAAUCAACUCCCUCAUGAAAGAGGUACUCCCCUCACACCAGCCACUGUCAGCAAUUUACAACUGCCUGCCGUUUCUUGAUUGGCUGUGCAGCAGAGCCCUAAGUUCCCCAGCUCUGAUUAAAAAAAAAAAAAAAAAAAAGCUUCUACCAGCCACAGGCCAGGAGGACUUAAGGUCUCUAAGAAAGGAUCUAACUCACACUAACAGAAACAGGCCAAGGCAACAGUGUGUGUGUGUACCUCCAUGAUGGUGCGAGAGACUUCCCCCGUUGGCAAGAAUCUCCUCCCUGGCAGCAUGCUGAUGAGAACAGGUUCAGAGAGAUCAGAGAGCAGUCACCCUGAAACAGUUUGUCACAUCCAGAGCAUAACACAUCAGGACCUCUAGAAACUAGGGCCCCCCAGACUCAUCUUCACCUGCUUGUACAUGCACACCGGGGUCUGUAGAGCCCAAGACCCCCUGACUCACCUCCACCUGCUCGUACACGCGCAUGGGGUCCGAUAGGCCUCUGUAGUUGAAUGCAAAGUAGAAGUACACACAGGCACCAGCAUCAUAGAUUUGGGUCACUCUAUAUGAGCAGAUAGAGCAAGAGAGAAAAACCUGUUAGCACAGCAGACGGCACUGUUCAUAUAUACAGUUGGUUCAAUAAAUAUUUAGACAGUGACAGUUUUCGGUUAUGUACAUCACAAUAAUGGAUUUGAAAUUAAACAACUGAGAAGCAGUGGAAGUGCAGACUUUUGGCUUUAAUUCAAUGGGUUGAACAAAAAAAAUAUAUACAAAAUAAAAAUGUUAGGAACUGCAGUCAGUUUUAUGCACAAUCCCCUCAUUUCAUGGGGCUCAAAUGUAAUUUGUCAAAAUUUAAUAUAAAUGAAAAGAUUCAUUUGCAGGCAAUGACUGCCUGAAGUUUUGAACCUAUGGACAUUAGACACUGCAUUUCCUCCUUUGUAAUGCUUUGCCAGGCCUUUACUGCAGCAGUUUCAGUUGCUACUUGUUUAUGGGUCUUUCUGUCUGACGUUUAAUGUUCAGCAAGUGAAAUGCGUGCUCGAAUGGGUUGAUAUCAGGUUACUGACUAGGCCAUUAGAGAAAAUUCAACUUCUUUGCUUUAAUAAACUCCUGGAUGUUGUGAAA
Brienomyrus brachyistius is the source of this 2261-nucleotide messenger RNA. RefSeq names its product cytochrome c. The coding region runs from base 150 to 464 and encodes 104 amino acids. Gene Ontology annotation, biological process: mitochondrial electron transport, ubiquinol to cytochrome c; mitochondrial electron transport, cytochrome c to oxygen. NCBI's taxonomy places the organism in Eukaryota, Metazoa, Chordata, Actinopteri, Osteoglossiformes, Mormyridae. Gene Ontology annotation, molecular function: electron transfer activity; heme binding. The transcript is spliced from 3 exons. The record is from RefSeq and is a predicted model, not a curated record. Gene Ontology annotation, cellular component: mitochondrial intermembrane space.